Molecule: messenger RNA, 914 nt
Organism: Microstroma glucosiphilum
Lineage: Eukaryota; Fungi; Basidiomycota; Exobasidiomycetes; Microstromatales; Microstromataceae
Product: MSF1-domain-containing protein
Exons: 3
Coding region: 281-871 (196 amino acids)
Biological process (GO): phospholipid transport
Cellular component (GO): mitochondrial intermembrane space
Molecular function (GO): phosphatidic acid transfer activity
Source: RefSeq, a predicted model, not a curated record
CUCCUUCUUUACCCCUUGCUUCCCAUAUACACCCUGCAUCUUCGUAUACCCCUGCUCAAGUCCUUGAAUUGCUCUCAUCUCGCUCGGACGGACCUUGCAGCGCUCUUGUACCAGAAGGAAGAGGACUCACAUGCCACGGCAGCCCCACAGCACUUCGCGCUUCUGAAUUCCCAGUCGUCCGUGAUAGGGCUCCACCCCACAUCUUGAAGGCGCGAUACAGCCCUGAGUCAACCUCAGUCGUUGCACACUCUCUCCAGAUAGGCGCCCAAACCAGAUCAAGAUGCCCCGGAUAUUCACAAACGAGGUCUCAUUUCCCUACCCCUGGGUUGAGACUGCCUUAGGUGUACUGCACAAGUAUCCGAAUCCAUGUGCGGAUCACGUCGUCUCGGUAGACACAAUAGACCAGCAAUUCGAUGAGGCAUCUGGGAAGCUGCGACUGGAAAGGGUGCUGGGCGUGAGACAAGGAGCCCCGCGGUGGGUCGUCAAGCUCUUGAGUUUGGCGGAAGACACCUACGUGCGGGAAGUGAUGGUCAUCGACCCCGCCGAAUCAAAAGUGGAGAUGACCUCUACAAAUAUGACCCUAUCAGAGUACCUCUUGGCCAAAGAGUACAUCACCUAUACCCCAUCCCCCUCGUCUUCUCCUUCCGGCGCUGAAUCACGAUCGACAGUAUUCAAACAGACGGCCAAGAUUACUUGCGAGCUCACUAGCAAGUCAAACAGCUCUAUCAUGGCCAAGGCGGGGAAGAAGUUGGAAGAUACCAGCUUCGAUCGGUAUGGAAGCAACGCUGGAAAGGGAAAAGAGGGACUCAUGAUGGUGUUACGAAAUCUAUGGGGUGAGGCUGUAGCGGCAGAACAGAAGGGGAAACUGUAAAUACCAACAGCGGGCGAAGUAGGUGGGGGCAAAUCAACAUCGG